GGAGACUGAGUGGAGCCGGGUGACAGGAUGUUGGUGCUGGUAUUAGGAGACCAGCACCUCCCGCAUCAGUACAAUAGCUUGCCGACUAAAUUCAAGGAGCUUCUGGAGCCAGGAAAGAUUCAGCACAUUCUCUGCACUGGAAACCUUUGCACCAAAGAGAGUUAUGACUAUCUCAAGACCCUGGCUGGUGAUGUUCAUAUAGUGAGAGGAGACUUUGAUGAGAAUCAUUAUUCUGUGAUUUGUGUUGAUGGAUAUCCAAGCUUCUACAGUGAUCACUUAUAUGUAUCAGCUAAUUGGAGAUGAUGUGAAAGUAGAAUGAAUCAAAUACAAAAAAAUCUUAAAGCCAGGCCUGUCUUGAUGAUUUUGUUUGUUCUUCAUUCCC
Octodon degus (degu) is the source of this 382-nucleotide messenger RNA. Its product is annotated as vacuolar protein sorting-associated protein 29-like. Bases 28 to 303 code for a protein of 91 amino acids. Gene Ontology annotation, biological process: intracellular protein transport; retrograde transport, endosome to Golgi. The record is from RefSeq and is a predicted model, not a curated record. NCBI's taxonomy places the organism in Eukaryota, Metazoa, Chordata, Mammalia, Rodentia, Octodontidae. The transcript is spliced from 2 exons. Gene Ontology annotation, cellular component: endosome; retromer complex.